UUUCUCUGUCUCUUAAUUGCCCCGCCAUGAUCAACGAAUCGCACGGAAAUUCCAAUUCGACUCGUGGGUUAGUAGAUAAAUUUUGUUUGAACUAAGUUUUGCUUUCUCUCGUUUCAUGGGGUCCUAUGAACCAUCAGCAGCCGGCGCCGCCUCCUCCAAUGGUAGCUCCUCCAGCUCUGGAACCAAGCCGACGGAGAUGGACGGCCUCCUAGCUGGGGGAUACAAAGUCAAGUCGUCGGAGCUCCAUCAAGUUGCUCGACGUCUCGAGCGGCUCGAGAAUGUAAUGGUCAACUCCGCGGCUGACAUUUCUCAACUCGCUUCCGAUACUGUACACUACGACCCCUCCGAUAUCGGCUCUUGGGUUGACACUCUGCUCACUGAAUUGAACCAGACCGUUUCUCUGCCGUGUGAUCUGUUGGAAUUGCCGGAUCUCCCAAAUUAUCCGUUGCUUGAAGAAACGACGGUCGAUAAUUGCUGGGUUGUGGCUCAGAAUGAUCAGAGCCCUCAUAGCUUCACUCCUCAGCAGCAGCAAUUUCAGCAAUUGACGAUGGUGACAUCGAUGGAAGAGAACUCCGGGAUAAGGCUGGUCCACAUGUUGAUGACCUGUGCGGAUUCUCUUCAACGUGGCGAGCUAGCUAUUGCCGGCUCGCUUAUCGAGGACAUGCAGGGUUUGUUGGCGCAUGUGAACACCAGCUGUGGCAUAGGAAAAGUCGCCGGAUGUUUCAUCGACGCCCUGAGCCGCCGGAUCUUCAAGCCACGGACCACCGGCACUGGUUCCUCCUGCACCGGCUCGCCUUAUGAGGACGAGGUUUUGUACCAUCACUAUUACGAGGCUUGUCCUUACCUCAAGUUCGCUCACUUCACGGCUAAUCAAGCCAUCCUGGAAGCUUUCAACGGCCAGGAUUACGUCCAUGUCAUCGACUUCAACCUCAUGCACGGCCUCCAGUGGCCGGCCUUGAUUCAAGCUUUGGCCCUCCGUUCCGGUGGGCCCCCCUUACUGAGGUUGACGGGCAUUGGCCCGCCGUCUCCGGACGGCCGAGACAGUCUCCGUGAAAUUGGUCUGCGACUCGCUGAGUUAGCUCGGCCAGCAUGCUCUUGA
Neltuma alba is the source of this 1099-nucleotide messenger RNA. RefSeq names its product DELLA protein SLR1-like. The record is from RefSeq and is a predicted model, not a curated record. Lineage: Eukaryota; Viridiplantae; Streptophyta; Magnoliopsida; Fabales; Fabaceae.